Messenger RNA from Syngnathus typhle (broad-nosed pipefish), 3746 nucleotides. RefSeq names its product LEM domain containing 3 (gene lemd3). Bases 25 to 2418 code for a protein of 797 amino acids. The record is from RefSeq and is a predicted model, not a curated record. The transcript is spliced from 13 exons. Lineage: Eukaryota; Metazoa; Chordata; Actinopteri; Syngnathiformes; Syngnathidae. Gene Ontology annotation, biological process: nuclear envelope organization; negative regulation of BMP signaling pathway. Gene Ontology annotation, molecular function: chromatin DNA binding. Gene Ontology annotation, cellular component: nuclear inner membrane.
GUCCUUUGCUUGAGUUGGACUAAGAUGGCGUCAACGCAGUUAACGGACGAGGAGCUUUACUCUGAAUUGAAGCGCCUCGGUUUCACUCCGGGUCCGGUUACCGAAAGCACUCGGCCGGUGUAUUUAAAGAAGCUCAAGAAGCUUCGCGAGGAGCGCCAACGAGGAGUUCGAGUCGCCAAAACCAGCAGUGGCGGCAACACGGCGGGAGACAGGCCAGCCAGCCAUAACGUCACGCACCUGAGCUCCAGCAGGAGACCGGGCCGGAAGUCCACCGUUCUCGGCUUCAGCUCGGACGAGUCUGACGUCGAAGCUCCGUUAAUAAGGAAGGCUUUCAACCACGGCGGGGCGCCGCGGAGGACCCCCGCUUUAAAAAUAAAGCUCGAUAAAGAGAAAAGUCGACAUGGCGCGGGGAAUCCACUGAACAGCAACAAUUCUACGUUGGCUCCGGGGGGUAACCGACGGAUCUCCUCGUGCUGGGGACCCGGCGUUAAAACGACUACCGAAGCGGAUGGAGUGAAUUACGAUGAAUCUGAGGACGAAUUUAAAAGGGGCCUGGAGAAGUCCUCGCGCUCUUUAAAUGGCAGUAGGGCGUCACACUUGCAUACAAGUAAGCUAGCUGCUGGGGAUUACUCCGACUCCGACGAAGAGGCGGCGGAAGAGGGUUGGGGCCUUGGUGGAGACCCACAGCGGGGUAGUCUGGAGCCCAGACGGGGCCACGCGAAGGCGCCGAGCCCACCCGGGAGUCUAAACAUGGUGAGCAGACGGAAGGAGGGGGCUGAGAGCGACGACGCGAUGAGAAGCUAUCCGAGGAAGACCAUCUACGUGUCGCUUAACGACAACCACAGAGGAGAAGCGGAGAACAACCACGCCGACCGCCAGGACGUCAGCCGCUUCAGCAUUGGGCUGAGACCGCGAUUUUCCAAGUACAGCAGCCUGGCCAAUACCUAUAGCGGCAACCACUCCAACCACACCACCCCCAACCACUCAUACAGCCAGCCCCAGAAGGAAAAGCUUUCUUCUGCACCGGUAGAUGAGCUUUUCCAGCAGUUCAAAAGGGAAGAGGUGGCCACCUCCAGCGGGUUCAGUGCCCACUACCUGUCCAUGUUUCUCCUCACGGCUGCAUGCCUCUUCUUCCUUGUCCUGGGCUUCAUGUACCUCAGGAUGAGGGGCACUGGGUCAUCAGAGGUGGAUGGAGUCAUUAAGAGUCAUCCUUUUGGCAUCGAGUUCGACCAGACGCAUAACAAGACCGUUAGGGACCUCAUCUUGAACCUGCUGCUAGAUCUCCAUGAUCAUCUGGCGCACAUCGCUGGCCAACAUGACUGUGGAGACCAGCAAUAUCCCAACAGAAGUCUGUCCAUACAAGAAGCCUCUGCUUAUUUGACGUCUCAAAAUGCGACGUUCGAGGACUUAGUCUACACGUCGCUUGAAUGGAUCAUCAAGACAGGCCAAGAUGUUGGGAUAAGGCUGUCCGGUAAGGUCGCCGAUGAAACAAUGACCGACGUGUCCGAGGUCGCUUGGCUGGAAUCCACGCAUCCAAGGAUGUCCUUCACGUGCCGCUUCCGCCGAGCUUUCCUCACCGUCAUCAGUAGAGUUUCCCUCCUGGCAGCCGCGGUCGGCGGCGUGUGGGGCCUGGUGUGCUACGUUAAGUAUCGCUGGAGGAGAGAGGAGGAGGAAACCAGACAGAUGUAUCACAUGGUGGAGAGGAUCAUCGAUGUUCUAAAGAGCCAUAAUGACGCUUGUCAAGAGAAUCAAGAUCUUCAGCCGUACCUGCCUAUACCCCACGUCAGAGACUCCUUGGUUCAACCUCAGGACCGGAAGAAAAUGCAGAGAAUCUGGGAGCGCGCCGAGAAGUUUCUGUCGGCCAACGAAUCCAGAAUUCGAACGGAGCGCGUGAGAAUCGGGGGAUCCGACUUUCUUGUUUGGAGGUGGAUCCAGCCAUCUCUCAGCUGCGACAAGACCUCCAAAGUUUGGCAGGGAGAAGCUUUCACUCUCGACUGGCGGAAUUCGCCACCAAACAGCCUGACGCCGUGUCUGAAGAUCCGGAACAUGUUUGACCCGGUCAUGGAGGUCGGGGAGAACUGGGAUCUCGCCAUCCACGAGGCCAUCCUGGAGAAGUGCAGCGACAACAGCGGCAUCGUCCACAUCGCGGUGGACAAGAAAUGUCGAGAGGGCUGCGUCUACGUGAAGUGCCUCUCCGCCGAGCACUCAGGGAAAGCCUUCAAGGCGCUUCAUGGCUCUUGGUUUAAUGGUAAGCUGGUGACGGUGAAAUACCUGCGUUUGGACCGCUACCACCAGCGCUUCCCGCAGUCAAAGGCCUGCAACACACCCCUGAAGGCCUCCAGCGUCCACGCAAACGCCACGAACACUACGGCCAGCUCGCCCACGAGGGGCGCGGCCAACUCCUCAGGCUUCUCGUGAGAAGUGUUUCCCUCUGUUGGUCCUUUCUAACCGGACCACGUAAUGUUUUUUUUUUUUUUACAUUUCUAUAUGACUUAUUUUCCCAGAGUCUUUUCCAGUGUUGGUUUUUCUACAAAUGUCGCUAUCGGAACUGUCCCGGAUGUAACUAUUUCCCCUCUGGGUUUGUUUAAAUGCGUGCGCAAGGACUCCCAAUCGCGCGUCUCUUCCACAGUCGGCGGAGUCGGCCGCGCCUCGUAGAGAAUAUACCGUACGGCCGCCGCAUGCAUGGGCGUACGCCUCCGUGUCGGAACCGAGAUUUCCCUCCCGUUUUUUUUUUUUUUUGUGACGAAUGAACAGACGAUGAAGACAUGCUGUAAAUACAUGGGAAUGACGGCACAAGCUUUAUGGAAUAACCUGCAUUAAGAGCAAAACACAAGCCUCUGCACCCCCACCCCCCCUCAACCCCUUUUUUAAUCGUUGAUGCAGCUGUUUAUUGUUACUGUUUAUUCCUUCUUUCCUCUGAUGCCCUCCAUCUUAACUUGCAGUGCUCCUGACAUCACAGAAUCAGGGGAGUGUUGUGUUGUACAUUUGCCCCGAAGCUUUCUUCAGUUGUAAUCCAAUAUUAUAUGUUACGAGUGUAUUAUUUACCUCUGUCAAGUCUGGACCCCCCGUCUCUCAUGAUUUUUUUUUUUUUAACGUCUACUAUCUUGCCCCUUUUAAAAUGAUGCCACCGUGACCUUUGGAGCACUCUAAAUACAUUGAUAGUUUGUUACUUGUAAUAUUCCAAGGUCUAUUAAGAGACAUAACUGCUUUUUUUUUUUUUUUUUUAAUACAGCACCUCUUUAUCAACACUAAGAUGCACCUAAAUCAUGUUUCUAAAUGCAGUGAGUUGAAAGUCGCAUUCAGUAUUUGCAGUGAACAGUUGUGUGAAUGAUGCACAUUGACAGAUGUUCACAACCUGGUGCAAAACAGUUAGCAGCAAACAUCCCAACCGUGCCUUAAAUGUGUGUUACCUUUUUUUUUUUUUUUUUUAAAGAUGGGCACUGCAUCGCUGUGGGGAAAUGUUGAAACUGGUUUAAGGGGGUAAGGAAAGCUGGCCCUAGAUGUAGUUUUGGUAGAUUUCUGAGAUUUGGUAUUUUGUAGCAGUUUUGUCUGAUUUAUUAAACCAAAUGCUCCUCUAUUUAUUUUUUUUAAAUCAGCCAUGGUGAUGUACUAUUUGAUGUCACUAGAACUGUUACAUAAUGUGUUAGCUUUUUAUUUUUUUUCCAUUAAGGAUUGACCUUACAUCCGCUGCCAGACAAUUGUCAGGAUGUGUAAAACAAUAAAGAUCACUUUCAGUAAAAAUGUAA